CGGAAAUUGCGCUAAGGUCCUUAAUUAAACCUCGCCCUACCCCUAAUCUCAAGCUUCUUUCCGGCUGCCAUUUUGAAAGUGGGCACUUGGAAAUGGCAAUGGCUAGCAGUCUCACGCUAAUGAAGCCUCUCUGGAAGGGCGAGUUCCAGAAAGGGGCGGGAACUUCCGAAUGCGUAAUUCCUGUGCGCGAAGUUCGCGUCCGCUGUGGGCGCCGGGGAGGGUUUAGAAGGGAGCGCACUUCCGGUGCCCUUUCUCCCGCGAGAACCGCGGGCCCCGGACCCUCGUGUGAAGGGUGCGAUCUCUGAACUGGAGUGGGGUUGAGGUGGGCCGGCACCCGCUUCUGACCUCUGGUACCGCCGGCCUCAGGAUCGGACAUGGCCCAGAACUUGAAGGACUUAGCGGGACGGCUGCCCUCCGGGCCCCGGGGCAUGGGCACGGCGCUGAAGCUGCUGCUGGGGGCCGGCGCCGUGGCGUACGGCGUCCGCGAAUCCGUGUUCACCGUGGAAGGCGGGCACAGAGCCAUUUUCUUUAAUCGGAUCGGUGGCGUGCAGCAGGACACCAUACUGGCCGAAGGCCUUCACUUCAGGAUCCCCUGGUUCCAGUACCCCAUCAUCUAUGACAUUCGGGCCAGACCCCGAAAAAUUUCCUCCCCCACAGGCUCCAAAGACCUGCAGAUGGUGAACAUCUCCCUGCGAGUGUUGUCUCGACCCAAUGCCAUGGAGCUUCCCAGCAUGUAUCAGCGUCUAGGGCUAGACUACGAGGAGCGAGUGCUGCCGUCCAUUGUUAACGAGGUGCUGAAGAGUGUGGUGGCCAAGUUCAAUGCCUCACAGCUGAUCACCCAGCGGGCCCAGGUAUCCUUGUUGAUCCGGCGGGAGCUGACAGAAAGAGCCAAGGACUUCAGCCUCAUUCUGGAUGAUGUGGCCAUCACAGAGCUCAGCUUUAGCCGAGAAUACACAGCUGCUGUGGAAGCCAAACAAGUGGCUCAGCAGGAGGCCCAGCGGGCCCAGUUUUUGGUGGAAAAAGCAAAGCAGGAACAGCGGCAGAAGAUUGUGCAGGCUGAGGGUGAGGCUGAGGCCGCCAAAAUGCUUGGAGAAGCCCUGAGCAAGAACCCUGGCUAUAUCAAACUGCGCAAGAUCCGGGCAGCCCAGAACAUCUCCAAGACGAUUGCCACAUCACAGAACCGUAUCUAUCUCACUGCUGACAACCUCGUCCUGAACCUACAGGAUGAAAGUUUCACCCGUGACAGCCUCAUCAAGGGUAAGAAAUGAGCCUGGUGACCGGGAACUCCACUCCCAGAGAAGAAGUGGAUCUGUUCCUCCCCUGGUUUUUGAGGAGCCAGCUUGGGGUCCAGCGCACCCCCAUCCCACCCCCAGUAUCAUGUGAUGGUCCCUCCCGCAUCUGUCCUCCCAACCCUUCUUGGAUGAACAAAGCCUGACAAGUUUUCUGGGGAAUUUUGCUCCUCCCUGUGGCGGCCAGAGGUGUUGGGACAGUGUGAUUUCGGAGUGAUUGCCUACAGUGUUGGUUCCUCCCUCCAGGUCGGGAGGCGAUAACCACCAUCCCAGGAAUUCUCAAUAAAUUUUUAUUACUUAAACUCAA
Molecule: messenger RNA, 1596 nt
Organism: Neomonachus schauinslandi (Hawaiian monk seal)
Lineage: Eukaryota; Metazoa; Chordata; Mammalia; Carnivora; Phocidae
Gene: PHB2
Product: prohibitin 2
Exons: 9
Coding region: 375-1268 (297 amino acids)
Biological process (GO): mitochondrion organization
Cellular component (GO): membrane; mitochondrion
Source: RefSeq, a predicted model, not a curated record